UUGGUCGAGCCUUCUCUCUCUCCUCUAAAGUCAGAAGUUUUGGCUAUGGCGCUGGAGUCUUCCAGGAUCACAGUGACCAACAUUUGCUUGGUUUCUCCAAGUUACAGCCCGGAGAAUGUCGAUCUGUUGGAGAGGAAGAAGCAAAUGCGUCUCUGUGCUGCUUCUCAUAUGAUUUGGUUCGUGCCUUACAGGACUCGCCUUCUCUUCUUCCGAAAGCCUCCUCCCCAUCUCUCCUUCGGGGCCAUUGUAGCAAAUCUCAAGAGUUCUCUUGCCAAGGCGCUGGUGGAGUUUUAUCCCCUGGCAGGGAGAUUGCUUGUGAGUGACAGCGAGAAUGGACUCCGGAUGGAUGUGGUUUGCAAUGACAAAGGCGUGCUCUUCAUUGAAGCCAGUGCUACUGGAGUUACUGUUGAGGAGCUCGCAAAGGAUGAAGUGAGUGGUCAUUUCGAGGGGAUUCCAGCAAAACUAGUGGAAGAUCUGGCACAAUGUGGAGACUACGAUAUAUUGACAAUUCCAUGGUCCUUCGAUGCUCCUCUGUUCAUCAUCCAGGUGACAGAGCUUUCUUGUGGAGGCAUUUGCAUCUCCAUCAAGUUCAAUCACCAGCUUUUAGAUGGAGCUGGGACCUGGAACUUUGUCAAGUCAUGGGCCGAGGUCUGUUGUGGUAAAUCUAUGUCACUCAAGCCCGUGGUCGUGGAAACUCCACCAUGCAUUGCGGUCUCGGACGAUCAUCCCACAGAUUUUGAGCUUCGAGCAGGGUUUGAAAGGGUCUGCAACGCGGAUUUACUGAAAGUAAGCACCAAGUCAACAUCGCAGUCCGCGGAGUAUGACAUGAAGUGCUUUGCAUUCAAGAAGGAGAUGAUCCAAAAGAUGAAGCUCGAGAAUCCAGGGUUCAGCUCGUUCCAGCUUCUCACGAGUUUCAUAUGGUCCAGAGUUAACGCUGCGAGAGAUCUCAAGGAUGACGAAACCACUACUCUUUUAUUUGCAGCAAACUGUAGAGGACGGAUCAAGACUGUGCCGAAGGGAUUCGUAGGAAUGGCCGUGGUGUAUGAUCACGUUUCCACCAAAGUCUCGAGCCUACGAGCUGAGGGAAAUGAGCUGAGAAAUGGGGCGGAUCUUCUCAAGAAAAAGAUCGGUGAUUUGCUCACGGAGGAAGGCGCGGGUCUCUACUCAAAGGUUGUGAGCAGUGGCGACAGGGGCUUCACAGCUUUUCCUCAAUCUAAGAGGGAAACAGCAUUGAUCGUUGGAAGUUCGUUCUACUUCCCGGUUUUCGAGGACUUUGGAUUUGGAAAGCCGGUUGGAAUGACGCUGGUUCGUCCUUCUGAGGAUAGCAAGCUAUACUAUUUCCCAGGGAAGGAGGAAGGUGAUGUGGUAGCAUAUAUUGGGCUCACAAGUCACGCGAUGAGAAAGCUUAGUUUUCCACAGGUUUGAAACAAUAUAAAGUUGUCUCUUUGCCCCUCACCGCGGGACGGCAUGGAAAUCAAGGCGAGGAUCUUCGAGACAGAUGUUUCUGAUGGUACCGUUAUUGUUGACAUGCACGGGAAGCUCCAGAUAAUGGAUCGGGCCACCGCGGCUUUUGGCUGGAUGAAAGAGACGAAUGCUGUCUCCUUGACUGCUAUGUUCCCAGAAUUUGCCCGGAAUGGGCAUUACAGAGGCGCUCUCGAGCUCCUCCAUGGAUUUGGAGGGAGUCAAGCCAAAUGGCUUGCCAUUUUUUUUUUCCUGGAAGCCUGCGCCGGUCCCGGGAAUAGAAUCUGCUGUAAAAUUUUCCACUCCCGAAAUCGAGGGAAUGGAGCUUAUGCGCUGGGGAAAUGCGGUCACGUUGCGCGAUGAUGGCGGCGUAUGCCCAAAACGGACAGCACAGGGAAGCGCUCCGAGUCUUUAGCGAGCUCGACACGAUGCUGGAUCGCGAGCGUCUUGGAGGCGUCCUCAAGUUUGGCCAUGGCUAGAAUCUCGGAUCCUUGCUAGUGGAAUUCGCGUGAGCGUGAUCGUGGUCGUCACCACUUACAGAAAGUGUGGAGCUCUCAGCCUCGCGAGAUCCACGUUCAAUGGCCUGUGCUGGAACACGAUGAUCUCCGCCAACGUGCAGCACGGCAACGCCAGGAAGUGCUCAAGCUCUUCAACGAGCUCAAACAAGCCGGGACUUUGAGCGAGCACUGCUGCAUGAUCGAUCUGCUGGGACGAGCUGGGGGAUUUGAAGAGGCUGAGAGAGUGGUUGCUCCAUGAAACGCAAUGUCCUCUCCUGAUCAUGAAUGUCGCCUCUCAAUCACCAAGUCCUGGAUAAAACCAGGGCAUGGCAUUUCGUAGUUCGAUAUAAGCUGCGGCAAAUCCCCGUCACUUGUGGUCGUGGAAACUCCCCUGGACAACGAGCAGAGCUGGAGAUUUAGCUCCCGCCGAUUUUUCAUGCGGUGGAAGAUUAGAACUUGUUCACACUAUCAACGCCAUGAAAAGCUUCUCGUUUGCCCAGGAGUGAGAUUCCACGGCAAAGAGAUGGAAGACCCCGUUCUUCUCAGUCAAGUGCUGUGAAAGCUCUCCAACGCUGGAAACUAUGACUCUCAGUUGGAGAUGUACGCUUUCUCAUGACAUGAGGAGGAGUUGCCACCUCAUAGAUCCACGUUGGCUGGAGUUGAGUAGAUCAGAGCCACAUUGUCCACACGACGCUUCCGCUAUGUUUUGACACUCUCGAGACUGUCAUGUUCAGGACGGCCUCCAUAGACAUGCAAGCCACCUCUAUAUGAGCCAUGACUACAGCGCUCUAGGCUCGCCGUCAUAGAUUUUGUUUUAGUGCAGACAGGGUGUGACUGGCGGAGUCUUCUAGAUCCUUUUGGGUAUGUCCUUGAGAGCGUUCCUGGCUGAAAGAUCCAGCUCUCUCUCCUCGCCACCGAGGCACUGGCGAUAGCUUCGAAGGUAGUAAACGCAGCUGCGAUUGCAAGAGCAGUCAUCGUCACCGAAGCAGUAGUGGACACUCUCCUCUCGAGCUGCUGUUUGGACUGAGAAAAUGAGGAAGAUCGCCAUCGAGAUCUUCAUCUUCGCCAUUCCUGGUGGAAACCUUAAACGAGAGCACGAAACUCUCGAAGUUCACACUGCCUGGUCCUUAGAAACUCUCGAAUCGAAAUGAAAGAACAAACACUCUUUACUUUUAUGGUGUAUCCACCACAUCCAAGCACCGAGAACCUUUCACGUGUUCCAGCGAUUCAAUACUCUUCCAGCAGUGUAAUCGUCUUCCAGCUCAAGCAGACACAUGACAGGUGCUGCAAGAAGACAAAAGAAAACGAUGUGUCACACUAUAAUCUUCUAUGCUAGCUCCACGUUGUUCCUGAUAAGUUUGCGAUGGAUAGAGCACCGUAGCUCUGCUGCUGCUAAUCCAUUCCCUGCAUAUUUGGAGGCAGGUUCGAAAACAGAAGAUAAGCUGAAGCUUGAGAUUGCUAACCCCACUUAUUGCAUUAAUGGCUUCAAUUGAUAUUUGUAA
Selaginella moellendorffii is the source of this 3460-nucleotide messenger RNA. Its product is annotated as fatty alcohol:caffeoyl-CoA acyltransferase-like. The record is from RefSeq and is a predicted model, not a curated record. The transcript has 2 exons. Bases 46 to 1425 code for a protein of 459 amino acids. NCBI's taxonomy places the organism in Eukaryota, Viridiplantae, Streptophyta, Lycopodiopsida, Selaginellales, Selaginellaceae.